AUUCCCAAUGACCCAGAGUGCUGUGAUUACAAUACACUGCUACAAAAGGGGAGAUGGGCCGAAAAACUAAAUCCAGACAAACCCAGACCUGGGGCAAAUAUCGGCAAUCUGUUCUGCCAAGUGCAAGGCGCACAUGGGCCCAAAAUGGCCACCGGCUUAGAAGAAUUCACAGACUCUUCGGACAACCUGAGCCUGCAAGACUGCUCUGGCG
Messenger RNA from Pelobates cultripes (western spadefoot toad), 211 nucleotides. Lineage: Eukaryota; Metazoa; Chordata; Amphibia; Anura; Pelobatidae. The record is from the annotation of a GenBank genome assembly.